Messenger RNA from Leptosia nina, 2199 nucleotides. The record is from the annotation of a GenBank genome assembly. Lineage: Eukaryota; Metazoa; Arthropoda; Insecta; Lepidoptera; Pieridae.
AUGGCAGUUACUAGAGAGAAAGAAAAUUGUUCAAGAAAAAUUAAUGGAAAUAUACCUGCGCUAUCUCUUAACAGUGACAAUAUGUCGACAUCCACGGACAGCGACGAUGUAGCGGACCCGACGUACGAAAUUAGGAACAUUCAAAGUAUCAUAAACGUGACCCGUGAAAACAUCGAUGCUCUCAAUGCGAAAUUCGCUGGUCUGCAACAUCCACCGUCAUUGUACCUUACAGAGUACCAGGAGUUGACUGCGAAAUUGCAUAAUUUGGAGCUUAGGGAACGGACUUUGAGGGAAUUGCUACAGUCUGAAUCGCCGGACCGGAGUGAAGAGUAUUCUUGGCAGGAUGAGUCCAAGAAAUUUGACACGCUCACGCGGCAGCCGAAGGUGUUCUUACGGGCGCAUCUGCCUAAUCAGCAGCGAACUAGUGUUCAGGUGAAGGAGGGCGUUACUCUGCGAGAGGCGCUCUCCAAGGCCCUCAAGUUACGGAACUUGACUUGUGAAUUGUGUGAAGUAGUGAGGACAGGCAAUGACGAAGUGAUACCGUGGGAUAUAGAUAUAACUUUGAUAGAUGCAGAGGAGGUGACAGUCAAAAUAACUGAUAAAAUGCCAAUAAUGUCACAUAUGUCCCACCAAUAUACUCGCAAGACAUUCUUCACCUUAGCCUUCUGUGAGUGUUGCAGACGGAUUCUGUUUAAUGGGUUCUACUGCUCUCAAUGCAAUUUUAAGUUCCACCAGCGGUGUGCUGAUAAAGUGCCUAGUAUUUGUCAUCAGGUUCGAAUGCCAGACACAUAUUAUGCAGCCCUUCUAGCAAAAAAUCCAGAGACGCAAACUGGGAUACUAUAUCUACCCUCUCAAUUUAGUUAUAAUCAAAAUAAGCAACAACACCCUCGGUCCCUAAACCAGCAGGAUCGGUCAAACUCGGCUCCCAAUGUGUGCAUCAAUAUGGUGCAACGGCCUCUCACACUUGCCGAGCAUCAAAGAAAACAGAAUCAGAGUAACAACUCUCCUCAGUCCUCAAAUUACUUAACGUCGAGUCGACAUUAUAAGGACGACAAAGAUCGAGGUGACCAGCAACACAGUCAAAGUACACAGGCGUCCCCGACGGGCACGUUGCGACCGCGUCGUGCCCGCGCCCGUUCUGCGGACGAGUCGUGGAAACACGCUUUGUCGCCUCGAGAGAGUUAUGACGACUGGGUGAUACACGCUGAUGAAAUUCUUAUCGGCGCUAGAAUAGGUUCCGGCAGUUUCGGGACAGUGUACAAGGCGCAUUGGCACGGUCCGGUCGCUGUCAAAACCCUUAACGUCAAAACACCGACACCUGCGCAGCUGCAGGCGUUUAAGAAUGAAGUGGCAGUGUUAAGGAAGACGCGGCACUGCAACAUCCUUUUGUUCAUGGGGUGCGUUUCAAAGCCUUCGCUGGCCAUCGUGACGCAGUGGUGCGAAGGCUCUUCGCUGUACCAGCACCUGCACGUGCUGGAGACGGCUCUGCCGAUGAUCUACCUAAUAGACGUGGCACGACAGACCGCGCAAGGCAUGGACUAUCUGCACGCUAAGAACAUCAUACACAGAGACCUGAAGUCUAACAACAUAUUCCUGAGGGACGAUUGGUCAGUGAAGAUCGGUGACUUCGGGCUAGCCACGGCUAAAGUGCGCUGGUCGGACUCGUCGACGGCAGGUGGCGUACAGUGGCAGCAACCCACCGGCUCCAUUCUGUGGAUGGCGCCCGAGGUGAUCCGCAUGGAGGAGCCGGCGCCCUACACCUUUCGCUCAGACGUCUACUCGUACGGUAUCGUGCUAUUCGAGUUGAUGGCCACGGAACUACCCUACGCGCACCUUAACAACAAGGACCAGAUUCUGUGGAUGGUGGGGCGAGGGCUCCUGAGGCCCGACGCCCGCAAGUUACGCCAAGAUGCCCCGCAGGCGCUCAAACGCCUCUUCGACGACUGUAUAGAGUUUGAACGCGAGCGGAGGCCGCAGUUUCGGCAGAUACUGGCCGCGCUGGAGGCGAUGCUGCGCGCGAUGCCAAAGAUCACCCGCAGCGCUUCGGAGCCGACCCUCGGGCGGCCGCUGCACGCCUCCGACGACUACCUCACCUACAGCUGCGCAUCGCCCAAGACGCCUGUCAACUUUCAUUUCAACGCCGACACCAACUUCCCGGCCUUCUACGGGAUACCCGUCCCGAACCAACGACAUAACUAA